GCGGGAGGGGCGGCCCGCGGCCCCCGGCCCCGCUGCCCGCCCGCACCGCCCGCACCGCCCGCACCGCCCGCACCGCCGCCACCAUGAAGAAGCAUUCAACCGCAUGCGCCAGCUCGCCAACCAGAACCGUGGGCAGAGCUGAGAAGACUGAAGUGUUGAGCGAAGAUCUCCUGCAGGUGGAGAAGCGCCUGGAGCUGGUGAAGCAGGUGUCCCACAGCACCCACAAGAAGCUGACAGCAUGUCUGCAGGGCCAGCAGGGCGUGGACGCCGACAAGCGCUCGAAGAAGCUGCCGCUGACGACGCUGGCCCAGUGCUUGAUGGAGGGAUCUGCUGUGCUGGGAGAUGACUCCCUGCUGGGGAAGAUGCUGCGGCUGUGCGGGGAGGCCGAGGACAAGCUGGCACAGGAGCUCAUCCACUUCGAGCUGCAGGUGGAGAGAGAUGUCAUCGAGCCCCUCUUUGUGCUGGCUGAGGUGGAAAUCCCAAAUAUCCAAAAGCAGAGGAAGCACUUGGCAAAGCUCGUGCUGGACAUGGACUCCUCCAGGACGAGGUGGCAGCAGUCCGUGAAGUCCUCAGGCCUGGCCAGCAACCUGCAACCCUCGGGCGCCAAAGCCGACGCUCUCAGGGAGGAGAUGGAGGAGGCAGCCAACAGAGUGGAGAUCUGCAGGGACCAGCUCUCGGCUGACAUGUACAAUUUCGUGGCCAAAGAAGUAGACUAUGCAAACUAUUUCCAAACUCUGAUCGAGGUGCAGGCCGAGUACCAUCGCAAGUCCUUGGCGCUCCUGCAGAACGUGCUGCCCCAGAUCAAAGCCCAGCAGGAGGCGUGGAUGGAGAAGCCCUCCUUUGGGAAACCCUUGGAAGAGCACCUGGCUGUCAGCGGGCGGGAGAUCGCCUUCCCCGUGGAGGCGUGUGUGACCAUGCUGCUGGAGUGUGGGAUGCAGGAGGAGGGUCUGUUCCGAGUGGCUCCCUCGGCCUCCAAGCUGAAGAAGCUGAAGGCAGCCCUGGACUGCUGCGUGGUGGACGUGCAGGAGUACUCAGCUGACCCUCAUGCCAUCGCAGGAGCCCUCAAGUCCUACCUGCGAGAGCUGCCAGAGCCCCUCAUGACGUUUGAGCUGUAUGAGGAGUGGAUCCAGGCCUCCAACAUCCCAGAGCAGGAGAAGCGGCUCCAGGCUCUCUGGAACGCCUGUGAGAAGCUGCCCAAAGCCAACUACAACAACAUCAGGUAUGUGAUUAAAUUCCUGGCCAAGCUGACUGAGUACCAGGACAUGAACAAAAUGACACCGAGCAACGUGGCCAUCGUGCUGGGGCCCAACCUCCUCUGGCCACAGGCAGAAGGGAACAUGACGGAGAUGAUGACGACCGUGUCGCUGCAGAUCGUGGGCAUCAUCGAGCCGCUCAUCCAGCACGCUGACUGGUUCUUCCCAGGAGACAUUGAGUUCAACGUGACAGGCAACUAUGGCAGCCCCAUGCACGUCAACCACAAUGCCAACUACAGCUCCAUGCCCUCCCCGGACAUGGACCACGCCGACCGCCGGCAGCACGACCAGGCACGGCGGCCCCUCAGCGUGGCCACGGACAACAUGAUGCUGGAGUUCUACAAGAAGGAUGGCCUUAGGAAAAUCCAAAGCAUGGGCGUCAGGGUGAUGGACACCUCGUGGGUGGCUCGCCGAGGCACCUCCGCGGGACGCAAGGCAUCCUCCGCCCCUCCGUCCGCCCAGCCCCCCGCGCCGCCCGCCGAGCUGCCCCCCACGCCCCACUCGCCCAUUCCCGAGCAAUCGCCGGACAUUUCAGCCACGCCUUCCCCGCCUCCCACCAGCUUCGGCUUCCCGCCGGGAACCGAGCGGACAAGCACUUUCAAGCCCCCGGAGCUCUCCCCGGGGCCGCCGCCGCCCCCCGCCCCCGCCCCGCCGGCCGAGCACAGCCCGCACACCCUGCGCAAAGGGGCCAAGAAGUUGGCGCCCAUCCCUCCCCGGGCGGCCGCGGGGGAGCCGGGCGGGGGGCAGCCCUCCCCCGCCAGCCUGUCCCCGACCCCCCCCAGCACCCCCUCCCCGUACGGCCCCCCCGGGCCCCCCUGCCCGACCCCCGGGCAGCCCCCGCCGCCCCCGCUCCUGCCGUCCCCCGCCGCCGCCGCCGCCCCCCGGGCCCGCCCGACCCCCAAGCCGCGGCCGCGCCCCGCGCUGCCCCCGCCGCCGCAGCCCCCCCCGGCCGCCCCCGGCGCCCCCCAGCCCCCGGAGCCGCCCCGCCUGGACACCGCGGGCCCCGGGGACGGCGCGCUCACAGGUCUGCUCCGUUUUGAGGUCCCCUCCCUCCACGUCCCCCCGGAUGCUGCCCAGUGCCGGGACCCGCCGGAGGCAGCGCAGAGACUCUCGGGGCCGAGCCUGACCCCCCGGCAGGAGGAGGAGGAGGAGGAAUCAGAGAGCACAGCCCUAUGACAGUGUCCCUGUCCCCAAGCUCAUCCGUGCGGCACCCCGGGGCCAGCACCGGCCACCGGCACCGAGGGCCACGGGCGCGCCAGUUUUGGGUGGCAAAGCGCCCGGUUUGGGGGCGGUCGCUGUUCUUUCUUUCAUUUUUUUUCGCCUUAUCCAGACUUUGCCUUUCGGCCGGGUGCCUGCACCCCCCACCCCGCAGCACCCACCGUCCUGGGGUGACGCCACCACCUCCUCCGUGCCCCGGCGGCGGGUGCCACUGGGUACCAGCCAGGUGACAACGAGCUCGCCGGCGCUUUGCAGUGGGAUUUCCUUCCUUUGGCUUCUUCCCCCACCGCUUGUUUGCCGGAGCAGGAUGGGACCUGACCAGCAAUAACCUGGGCACGUGCAGGAUGUGGCCCCCCCGGGCUCUCGGGGUGCUGGCGGGUGAGGGUGCACGUCCCUCGGCACCCGCUGUCCCUGUGGGUUGGUGGCUUUGGUCGUGCAUGCACAGACAAAUUAACCUUUUAUCCUUUCCAGAGAGAGAAGAUUCUAUAUAUAUAUAUAUCGGCAGAGAUAUAUAUAUAUUAUAUAUUUGUAUAUAUAGAGAGAGAAACUAUAGAGAGAUUUGUUUUAUUUGGAGCCAUUCCCGCCCAGCCGGUGCGAGAGGGAGGAUGGAAAUGGCAGCGCUUCGCCCCCGCCCCGCUCGCGCCGUGCCCCUCGCCCCAGGUGGGCACCCGGGGGGCACCAGCACCCCGAAGCAAUCAAUAAAUCCAAUAAAUCCGUGUGCCACUCGCUGAGAA
Messenger RNA from Chiroxiphia lanceolata (lance-tailed manakin), 3205 nucleotides. It is a transcript of the gene ARHGAP44, whose product is annotated as Rho GTPase activating protein 44. The record is from RefSeq and is a predicted model, not a curated record. NCBI's taxonomy places the organism in Eukaryota, Metazoa, Chordata, Aves, Passeriformes, Pipridae. Gene Ontology annotation, cellular component: presynaptic active zone; leading edge membrane; intracellular anatomical structure. The coding region runs from base 84 to 2429 and encodes 781 amino acids. Gene Ontology annotation, biological process: regulation of dendritic spine morphogenesis; neurotransmitter receptor transport, endosome to postsynaptic membrane; positive regulation of GTPase activity. The transcript is spliced from 21 exons. Gene Ontology annotation, molecular function: GTPase activator activity; protein binding.